Messenger RNA from Spirometra erinaceieuropaei, 1697 nucleotides. Lineage: Eukaryota; Metazoa; Platyhelminthes; Cestoda; Diphyllobothriidea; Diphyllobothriidae. The record is from the annotation of a GenBank genome assembly.
AUGAGUAAGAUCAUGACAAAGGAAAAAGUUUGCCUUUUCUAGGUACGCAGUGACACGCUCUCGAUGAGUAAAGAUUGUGUCAACCUCGAUUGAUGAAAACAAUUUGACUAAGAUGGGUGGAUUUUUGCUAGGGGGGGGGGGGACAAGCGUUUGGCAUCGGCUAUUUUGUAGUUGAAACCACAAUAAUACAGGGAAUUGGUCGCAACAUCAAUUGGCCGAACAGAUCGAGGAACAUUUUUAGCAAGAAGUUGUAAGAACGCUUCUGUCUAUCACUAGAUUCACUGGCGAUCAGGUGAACAAGUGAGUCGAGACGCCUACAUUCUUCAGAGGGAAUAUCGGAGAUGUUCCCGUCGAAUAAAUGUCCAAGAAUUGUCAGCAAAGUGCCAAACUUUAGCAUAAAGUCAUUGCAGUGGUUAAGUGCAGACAGAUUAAGCUGCCGACCAAUUACAACGGGUGACGACUGACUAGUAAUAUCAUCUGACUUAGAUUUAGGUAAAGCUUCUGACUUACGUUUAGUUAGGCCAUGCUUACUUACAGAAGCCGAGAGCUUACGUCGACCAGUGACUUUUGGUCUCAUCUUGUCUCGAGGCAAUUUGUGAUUAAGAAAACUUCUGGCAGACAAGUUGACUGAAUUUCAGCUAGGGGCUAACGAUGUAAAAAUAAAUUACAGCAAUUAGAGAGAAAUCGGAUGCAAAAAAAUGAGAAUUGCAGAGUGCGAUUAGUGAAGGGCAUAGACUAGCAGAACUCAAAAGGAGAUGGCAGCAGGCGGUUUUGAGAGAAGAGGCCUGUAUUUAAGGAAAUUCAACUAAAAAAACAGGUACUAAAAUCGUUAGGUCUCACAGAAAAACCACUUAAAGUAAUAUCCUCCACUUAUCUUCAAAUUUAAAACCAGCGGCUUGACCUAGUAGCUUGACUGCGCCUCUCGAACUGCACCAGCCAUCGUCCCCCCGCCCGCCUCUUCCACGCCCUCUACACCGCCAACUAACUCUGACUGCCCUUCUGAACAAAUUCUUCCAUCCUCCUCCUCCUCUUCCUCCUCCUCCUCCUCGCCCACAGCUCUAACGACGACCGCUCAGGCGGCUGUCCCGCGCGCAACAACCGACAGCAUCACCACCUCCCCCGACUCCAGCGAUGAGGAUCAGGACUACACCUGCCCUCACUGCGACCGCACCUUCACCUCACACAGCGGCCUUGUCGGUCACUUGCGAAUCCAUCGCACAGACACUGGCGAACCAAUACGUGGAGCACCAGCCUACACCCACCGCACUCGCCUCCACUGGCUACAGUGCCCUCGCACCUUCAGGCAUCGCAUGGGUAUAUUCCGCCACAUGCGCAUCCACGAGAGCGGAAUUGACCGCAACUCCGACACACCCACGAUACCCAGCCCACCCACCACGCCCAGUCUCACUCUCGCUCCAUCGCCCUGCGCGCCCAUCGCCACUACCACCAACACCGCCUCCUCUGUAGCUUACACUGACACUGCCGACUUCUCAUGCUCACACUGUCCGCACACAUUCACCUCACGCAUCGGCCUGGUCGGUCACUUGCGAAUCCAUCGCACAGAGACUGGCGAACCUGUGCCUGGAGCACCCACCUAUACCCACCGCACUCGCCUCCACUGCCGACACUGUCCUCGCACCUUCAGACACCGCAUGGGCCUAUUUGACCACAUGCGCAUCCACGACGACCUGCGGUAG